AUGUUGGGGGAAGCAGUCAGGAACGGACGCAUUGCCCUGCUACUGGUCGGGGGAGAUCAUAUCGAAUUGUCACAUCUUCAGUUCGUAGAUGAUACCAUUUUCUUCUGUCCUCCAGAGACAGAAACCAUUCUGAAUUAUAAGAGGCUGUUGAGGUGCUUUGAGCUGAUGUCUGGUUUGAGCAUCAACUUUGAUAAGUCAAAUCUAAUCUCGGUAAAUUGUGAGCAAGGAUGGGUUGAUCAGGCAUGUGGCCUCCUGGGAUGCAAGCAAGUUGUCUUACCUGUGAGGUACCUUGGGAUUUCUCUAGGAGCAAACCCGCGCCUGGUGAAGACUUGGAAAUCGAUCAUCGAUAAGGUGGAAGCGAAGCUUAGCUUAUGGAAAGCAAAGGUACUCAACAAGGCAGGUAAGCUUGUCCUAAUUAAAUCAGUGUUGAAUAGCCUGCCAAUGUACUACCUUAGUCUGUACAAGAUGCCGAAGGCAGUUGCUGAUAAGCUGAUUGCACUACAGAGGCAAUUUUUGUGGUGUAAAGAGGAUGGAACUUAUGGUAUACCCCUCGUUAAGUGGGAGCUGGUUCAGGCACCAAAAAAGGUUGGGGGCUUGGGUGUUGGGGAUGCAGUGCUUAGAAACACAAGGCUCCUGUUUAAAUGGUGGUGGCAUUUCUCAAAGGAGGAUUACCCAUUGUGGAAGAAAAUUGUUUGUUCAUGUUACAAUUUGAACCCGAAUGUGAUGCUAGCUUACCAUCCCUUCUCAGAAAAUGGAGGGCUCUGGAAAGACAUAUGCCAAUUGAAUAUAAAAGAACAUCGAGUAAGACAAAAAAAUGGUUAG
Arachis stenosperma is the source of this 822-nucleotide messenger RNA. RefSeq lists its product as uncharacterized. Lineage: Eukaryota; Viridiplantae; Streptophyta; Magnoliopsida; Fabales; Fabaceae. The transcript has a single exon. Bases 1 to 822 code for a protein of 273 amino acids. The record is from RefSeq and is a predicted model, not a curated record.